Molecule: messenger RNA, 2825 nt
Organism: Lineus longissimus
Lineage: Eukaryota; Metazoa; Nemertea; Pilidiophora; Heteronemertea; Lineidae
Exons: 2
Coding region: 190-2532 (780 amino acids)
Biological process (GO): protein monoubiquitination
Molecular function (GO): ubiquitin protein ligase activity; zinc ion binding
Source: RefSeq, a predicted model, not a curated record
AUUAAUAGCACUUGUGGGCCGAUACCAUAGUGUGAUCUGUGUGAUGGUGCAGUGAGGUCCCGGAGCAUGGUGAACUGGCACAGGACUACUGGGCCGUUGAUGAUGAACCAAUCGGGGACCGGGGAUUUGCACCUUCAGCAUCAAUAAGCAGUCCAGACGAUUGAUUCGACAACACCAACUGUCGUCGGUAUGGACAAAUCAGCGAAAGUGUCAGCGGGACCAACCCAAACGAUGGCAUCCAACAGCAAGGCGAUUGGUAUGCCUGCUCUUUCUUGCCUCCUUUGCAAGGGGACACCGAAUGACUUGGAAGUCGCACAAUGCCAGCACGCCGUCUGUAAAAACUGCCUGUCUACACACAACCAGAGACUUGGUCAGGAUAAAGAGAGCUUCCCAUGUCCACUGUGUCGGGUAGAUUCUUUAUUUGCUGGCAAUGUUGCCAUUCUGAUAACGGACAGUGAUGGUCUUGUCUCGGUUGCUGAUACGAGCCAGUUCGCACAUGGUUCACGCUCAGGUGAUGGUCUUGUAUCCGUGGUAGAUGGAAGCCAAGUUGCACACGCUUCAAGUUCGAGCGAUGGUCUUGUCUCGGUUACAAGCCAAGUUGCACACGCUUCAAGUUCGAGCGAUGGUCUUGUCUCGGUUACAAGCCAAGUUGCCCACGCUUCAAGUUCGAGCGAUGGUCUUGUCUCGGUUACAAGCCAAGUUGCCCACGCUUCAAGUUCGAGCGAUGGUCUUGUCUCAGUUGCUGAUGCAAGCCAAAUUGCACAUGGUUCAAGCUCAAAUGAUGUUCUCGUCUCUGUUGAGAAUUCUAAAAGUCAUGAAGUACAGGACUUUCCUUUGAAGUUGGACAACGAACAAGAAGCUCUGGUAGAGGGCCUGACCGCCAUUUGUACAAGUUGUCGGUAUACUAAGAAUAUACAGGCUAUAGCGGAGAGUCUCUGCGAGGAGUGUGGCUCGUUGUACCUUUGUCGCGAUUGCGCAAAUGUCCACAAUAGGAAUAGAUCAACGGCUAACCAUGUUGUGAUUUCACUGAAAAGGAUGGAUGAAGGUUGCUGUAGUACACACAUGGAGGUAAUCAAUAGAUACUGUGGUACAUGUUCCCAACCGUGUUGUAACCUGUGUGUCCUGCUUGAUCAUGGAGAUCACAAGAUCAGGGGUAUCGGUGAGGUGUUCUACGGGCUGGUCGAUGAUCUCAACCAUGUGGCUCUUGAACAAGAGAGGCGGGCAAAGGACUUGAGAAAUUUCGAAGGCCAGUUGAACUCCAUAAAGUCUUCAAAGGUGGCGGAGAGAAGGCGUAUUCUUGCGCAAGAGAUUGAUGAUCAUGCUCAGGUCUGUAUUGCACAGAUAACUAAACAGAGGGACGCCCUGAAGGAUCGGGUGGAAGACGGCUACAAGGUGCUUAACAAGGUCACGGAAUGUCUGAAUAAGAUCCCAACGCUGGUUUUAUUGGAUGAGACUGUGGACAAGGCUAAAGUUGUGCUGACAGAAGUAGAGCCUCACCCGAAUGAUAUUGAAAAGCUGACUAGUAUAAGAAACGAAUUUAUGAACUGGGGGUUAAAAGAUGAGGUGGAUUCGGAAAGUUACCUGGAGAUCUAUCAACAACUUUUUAACAAUCCUUUUCAUUUCGUCCCGACUCUUCCAAAUUUCAAUAUUGGGGCUUUGGAAGCGAUGGAAAUGUCCUCAAACUACAGGGAUAUCAACCUCUGCAAACUGAUCUAUGAAAGGAAACUCGCGGCAGACGACGCUUCGGAAGUCAUCCCGUGCGUUGCUAACCUCGGUAACGGUUACUACGCUGCUGCUCAUCCGACCUUGGAGGGAACACCAUCUGAUGGCAUAGAUAUCUGCAAAGUUCCUGGGGAAUUCCUGCACUGCUUCCAUGAAUGUCCCGUGUAUGACAUGGCUGCCACACCCGAAGGUCAUCUUGCUGUCCUGACAACCGGGAGUGCACAAGAAGCAAGCUGCGCGCACCUGGUGAAUCCGGUCGAAGGGAAUACUAUCGGAUCUACGAGUGACUUCCCAAUUCGCCACGCGUUGUCGUUUGAUGUGAACUUCUAUCAUCAAUAUGUGAUUCUUAGCAAUGAUGGCGGGAGACGAAUAACCAUCUGCAACAAAGAUGGGACGCUUGAUCAGUCGCACAAAAUCGAUGAAUCUCAUGGCGUCAAAGAUAGCAGCCGGAUUGUCUGCAGUCGGAAGUACAUCUACGUCCUCGGGCGGAAGCGUUUCGUAAUAUUCGAUUGCAAGAGCAAAGAGCUUGGCCUUGUGCUUGUCGCGACGAGUGAAAAUGAAUUUACUACUCUCACUCUGACGGAUAUUUCUGUUACCGACUUCGAUGAGAUCACGGUGUGCUACGAGGGUGGCACAGAUAAUCAUUUCUGGUUUGGAAGAUGCGUACUCCACAAGGGCAGCUUGUCCGGGUGGAAUAUUCGAGAGAUGAGCGGGCAAGCGAGGAGGACGAGGCUGUCCAGGAACCAUGACUACAUGGUGACGUCACAAGAAGGGUCGAUCAUUAGAGUGUAUGAAGAGUCGACUACUUGAGCAAAAACGAGAGAAAAACUGUUUGCUUUUUCUUGUCUGAACAUACAUUAUGAAUUAAAGAAUCCAAUGACGCAUCACUGUAUGAGUGCCUGUGGUGCAUCUUCGUCUUCCUUGACUCAGACGGAGAACCACUUUCAAUUCCGCAAGUCGACCAUCUUUUGCUUCUUAAAGGCACAGGCAAGGGCCCUGAGCCCCGUGCAACUUUCUCCCAUAUUUCAAAUCGUGCAUGCAUUAAUCAUGUUUGUUAAUAUCUUAUGUUAUUCAUAUUAAAAUAUCUUAGCCUUUUACUAUGU